CAACAGUCAAAUGUGAUUUGUUGAUAAUUUUGAUCUGGUGCGCCGACAAAAUUUUACGAACAUGAAGUUUGACAAGAGCUUUCGGAAUGUCCUUCAUCUCGGGCUUACGUUCAUGCUCAUAUUCACCGCGUUUCAGACAAUGGGAAAUAUUCAGAAAAAUAUUUUGGAUAGCGUACACAAAGAAGAUCCCGACUUCAAUGGCGACGGUUAUACCAGCUUGUCCAUUAUCUAUGCAGUAUUUUCUAUUUGUAAUUGGUUAGCGCCUUCGUUCAUUAAUUUAACUGGACCCCGAUUUGCCAUAUUUUACGGUGCUGUGACAUACUUACUAUUUAUCAUGUCCUUUUUGAUGCCGAAGGAUUGGCUUUUAUACUUAAUGAGUGUUGUAAUCGGUACCGGUGCAGCUUUUAUUUGGACGGGACAGGGUAACUAUCUUACUUUAAAUUCUACUAGGGCCACAAUGUCAAGAAAUUCUGGUAUAUUUUGGGCCAUGUUACAGCUCAGCAUGUUUAUUGGCAACGUGUUUGUGUUCUUUAAGUUCAAAGGCAAAGAUGAAAUCGAAAAGUCAACGAGAACGUUUGUGAUUUGGACCCUGUCGGCAAUUUCGUUGGUUGGUCUGGUCGUUGGGAUUUUGUUGCGCAAACCUCCACGAACAGAUGAGGAUGACUUACCAGAAGAGGAAGUUAUGGGUGGCCCGAUUGAUACUUUGAAGAAAGCUAUAAAAUUAUUUUUCACCAAAAACAUGCUCUUGCUGAGCAUCACGUUUUGCUAUACAGGUUUAGAAUUGGGAUUCUUUAGUGGUGUUUACAGUUCCUGUCUAGGUUUUACCAAACAAUUCGACAACAGAAAAGAACUGAUUGGCCUGUCCGGUAUAUUCAUUGGACUAGGCGAAGUGCUUGGUGGAGCGUUCUUCGGAAUCUUAGGUGCUAAAACCGUCAAAUGGGGUAGAGAUCCAAUAGUGAUCGCGGGAUUCCUCUUACACAUCGUCGGAUUCUUUUUAAUAUUUUUGAAUAUACCAAAUAACUCACCAUUCGGUGAUACUGAUGAAAGUGCCUUCAUCACCAGUAUUCCAGCUCUUGCCUUAUUCUGUUCCUUCCUGUUGGGGUUAGGAGAUGCUUGUUACAACACCCAAAUCUACUCAAUUUUGGGAAGCGUCUACGCCUCGAACAGUGCAGCUGGAUUUGCGAUAUUCAAGUUCACACAAUCUGUAGCUGCAGCCAUAUGUUUCGGAUAUGCUUCUUUAGUCCCAUUGUAUGGACAGCUAGGAGUUUUGGGGGUGCUGGCGAUUUUGGGUACUGCUAGUUUUGUCUACGUAGAAUGGACAAUAAAGAGAGAAGCGAACCUACAAGAAGCUCCUAGUAAUGAAAGACUAAAUAAAAAAUAGAGACAAAUAUUUUAUAAAUUUAUGUUAAAUUUUUAAAAAGGGAGAUUGCAAUAUCGUUUAAAUAUUUUAGAAUGAUUUGAUUUGUUUUUGUUCAAAUAUAUUUGAUUUUUUUGAGAGAUUUAUUAUUGUUGAUAAGCAUACUUAAUAUAGUCAAUAAUAAGUGUAAUUAAUAUAUUAAUAUCUUACAACAAUUGUAAAUUUUUCUUUAUUUAUAAUUUUAUAUGGACAAUUGCUAAAAGAAUAUUGUUAUCUUUAUGAUUAGGUAAUUAAAAUUUUGUAUCUUUGUAAUUAGUAGUUUUUUAUAAAAUUGUAUAAAGUGUACAUAAAACUAGACUGAUCUUUUAUAUGUAAUAACAUUUCAUAAUUAGAAGUAUUUUCAUAAAGAACUUUUAUUGUACAAUCAUUUGAAACAUUAUGUAUUAAGACAAUUGGACGCAUAUAUCUGUGAUAUGUGACAUUUGGUUGUGGUAUUUUUAUAAAAAAAUAAACUGCAUUAA
Messenger RNA from Aethina tumida (small hive beetle), 1878 nucleotides. Its product is annotated as UNC93-like protein MFSD11. The coding region runs from base 62 to 1381 and encodes 439 amino acids. Lineage: Eukaryota; Metazoa; Arthropoda; Insecta; Coleoptera; Nitidulidae. The transcript is spliced from 6 exons. The record is from RefSeq and is a predicted model, not a curated record.